AUGAAAGGAGUCGAGUAUGUUGCUGUUGAACCCCUUUCGCCAGCUUUGUUUGUAAUUCAGAAACGAAAUAGAACGGCAUAUAAUGAAGCAUACAACUUGGAAGAUUAUUAUAUUCAUGGAGGCAACAUAUAUCAAGCUCCAGAUUUGAGGUCAAUUCUUGAAAAUCGUCUGGUAAACAAUCUCCAUUACCUACACACCGCAUUUAAUCGUCACCAUCAAAACGUCGUUUGGAAUCCUUCGACAGGAUAUACGUUGAAAACAGUCGAUCCCUCUACAGGUAGUGGUAUAACCGGACGUUUCGCAGCAGAUCACAUGCCGGACAACGUGUUUAACAGAAUAUUCAACAUUGCUAAUUUUAAAUAUUAUCAUCAAGAAUAUUUGGCCAUCAAUGCACCUCCGGAGGAGGUUCCAUUAUCCAGGCGCGAAGAUUCCUUACCAGAGAAAUUAGAAAAGAAGAGCAAGGAGCAGCCGUUCUUGGUUAGAGAGGAUUCCUUGGUGGAAAAAUUCAGUCUGAAAAUGUCUAUCAAUGAGAAAGGAAAACCCGCCACCGUUAAGCCGAAUGAGGGUAACCAAACUAUUGUUGUUGUUCACGUGCUUUAUUGCAUGGUUCUAAAGUCAUUGAGCCCCGCAGAGGGAUGCGAAAGGAAAAAGAAACUUAGGAAGACUCGCACAAGCAAGAAGAGAAGGAAGUAA
Molecule: messenger RNA, 693 nt
Organism: Acaulospora colombiana
Lineage: Eukaryota; Fungi; Glomeromycota; Glomeromycetes; Diversisporales; Acaulosporaceae
Source: the annotation of a GenBank genome assembly